AUGUUUAGCCGACAUCGCGCAUUUUUUGUGGACGGCCGUGGAUUACAUUCGCUAUAUCGAGCGAAGCAGCCACUGCACCAACUGUACAUGCGAGUCCGAGCUGCGCAGUCGUCAGCAGUAUCAAUGGUGCUGGACGCAAUGGGCAAAGUACCUGCCGGUAUCUUAAGCGGUAACAAUCUUUGGAUCGGUUCCUGGAGUGCAUGUCGGCGUAUAUCAGUUAUCAAAAAUCGACAGCAGUACGUGUUUUGGCCGUCACCGUCUUGA
Molecule: messenger RNA, 264 nt
Organism: Gongylonema pulchrum
Lineage: Eukaryota; Metazoa; Nematoda; Chromadorea; Rhabditida; Gongylonematidae
Source: the annotation of a GenBank genome assembly